Messenger RNA from Mustela erminea (ermine), 652 nucleotides. RefSeq names its product hemoglobin subunit beta-like. The transcript is spliced from 3 exons. Lineage: Eukaryota; Metazoa; Chordata; Mammalia; Carnivora; Mustelidae. Gene Ontology annotation, biological process: oxygen transport; hydrogen peroxide catabolic process. Gene Ontology annotation, molecular function: hemoglobin alpha binding; organic acid binding; oxygen binding. The record is from RefSeq and is a predicted model, not a curated record. Bases 82 to 525 code for a protein of 147 amino acids. Gene Ontology annotation, cellular component: hemoglobin complex; haptoglobin-hemoglobin complex; blood microparticle.
ACAAAUGGAAGAGCAGGGCCAGCUGCUGCUUCCACUUGUUUUUGACACAGCCAUGUUCCCUAGUAAUCACAAACAGACACCAUGGUGCAUCUGAGUGCUGAGGAGAAGGCUGCUGUUUCCAGCCUUCAGGGCAAGGUGAAGGUGGAUGUUGUUGGUGGUGAGGCCCUGGGAAGGCUGCUGGUUGUCUACCCUUGGACUCAGAGGUUCUUUGACUCCUUUGGGGACCUGUCCUCUCCUGAUGCUAUUAUGAGCAACCGCAAGGUGAAGGCCCAUGGCAAGAAGGUAGUGAACUCCCUUAUUAAUGGCCUGAAGAACCUGGACAACCUCAAGGGUGCCUUUGCUAAGCUUAGUGAGCUGCACUGUGACAAGCUGCAUGUGGAUCCUGAGAACUUCAAGCUCCUGGGCAACGUACUGGUGUGUGUGCUGGCCCGCCACUUUGGCAAGGAAUUCACCCCACAGGUGCAGGCUGUCUUUCAGAAGGUGCUGGCUGGUGUGGCCAAUGCCCUGGCCCACAAAUAUCACUAAGCUCCCUUUCCUGUUUUUCAGGAAUAGUCCCUUGGUCCCCAGAACCCAACACCUGAACUUGGGGAAAUUGUAAAGUGCUUUGAGCACCUGGCUCUUGCCUAAUAAAGAACAUUUCUUUUCACUGCAA